UAGUUAGCUUCAUGUGCAAAAGUAAUUACUAAUUAUUAGAAAAUCGAGCAAAAUUGUGAAGUAAAUGAAAAGUAUACAGGAAAGCAGGGGAUUAAUGGUCUCCUCCCGUGGAAAGUCCAAGUCUCCGAGCAGCUUUGGCUCAACAAGAUGCUAUUAUUAUGCCAAAGGUGUAGGUGAGAAGGUUAAUUACACAAUGUACUAUAGUUGUUACAUGAUGCACAUGCAUCUUCUUCAUCAUCAUCAUCAUCAUCAUCAUCUCUCAUCACUGUUCUCAGUUCUUCUUUGUUCAUCUCUCUCUCUCUCUCUUUCUCUCCCUUCCUUUCUCUUGCCGACAGCUUCUGCUCCUCUACUGCUACAUCUCCUGCACAUUCUCUCCAUGGAUCCCCUCCUCCCCACCUCUUAUUAAAAUGCUUGGCUUAUACCUCUUUAGGCUCUUUGUAAUUAUCAGUAGCUGCCAGCUUAAUUGAUUCCCCAGCGGCCACAAUUUCUAUUUAAAUUUACCCCACCAAGCUAACUAACUCCCCCCCACUUCAAUUCACAGCUUCGAUCUUCCAUUUCAUCGUAUUCAGCCUGUGUAUAAGUGUACUUGUCUCCUCACACUGCCACUUCAAUUCAGCAGUCCCCUUGAUCCCUCUCUUUCUCUCUGCAUAUAGUGUCCAGUACUUAGUUGAGCUUCAAAAUAAUAAUUCCAUGGUACAGUCGAAGAAAUUCAGAGGAGUGAGGCAAAGGCAUUGGGGGUCAUGGGUUUCAGAGAUUCGCCAUCCACUUCUGAAGAGAAGGGUGUGGCUGGGCACCUUUGAGACUGCAGAGGAGGCCGCCCGCGCUUAUGAUGAGGCGGCCGUGCUUAUGAGUGGCCGCAAUGCCAAAACCAAUUUUCCUGUGCCUACCACUAACGCAGGCGAGCCUGGCAUCCUGUCCGGUGGCGGCCGCAGCAACCAAACUCCUGCCGGCGCUAACAGCACAAAUGUUAGCAGCAACAGCAACAGCAACAGCAAUAACAACAGUAGCAGUCUCUCUGAGGUGCUCAGCGCGAAGCUCCGUCGAUGCUGCAAGACCCCCUCCCCGUCACUUACUUGCCUCCGUCUCGACACAGAGAGCUCCCACAUUGGCGUCUGGCAAAAGCGAGCUGGCUCGCGUGCUGAGUCCAGCUGGGUGAUGACUGUCAAGCUCGACAUCGCCGCGCCACGGGCACUAUUGGAAAGCCCCACCAUGUCUCUGCCACCGCCUUCGCUGUCACCUACACAGCAGCAACAGCAGCACCACCAACAACAACAACAGCAGAUAAUGGUGGUGGAGGAAGAGGAAGAGGAAGAGGAUCAGGAUAGGAUUGCUUUGCAGAUGAUUGAAGAACUACUCCACAGGAGUUCAGCAACGCCCACUUGCAGUACCCUUCUUGAUCAUUAACGCAUGGAUUACAAACCUAAUGCUGCUUUCUCUAUUAUUAUGUCUUAAUCCUAUAUCAGUGGUCAGCCUUUGGCACCAACCAACUUUAUUAUAUAAAUAUAAAUAAAUGUAUAAAUAUAUAUAUAUACGUCAAUCUACCAGUGCUACCAAAGCCAAAAAGCAGCUACCAUGCAUGUUUAUAUAUGUUUAUUUAGACGUUUACCAAUGUUUGAUUAUAAAUAUAUUUAUAUAUGUUUCAACUGCACCUCACUCCCUUUUUUGUUUCUUCUUCCCUGCCUCUCUUAUGUUACAUCUCCAUCCCAAGCAAAACCUUAUGCUCCAUUCGAAAUAAACUAUAAAUGGAAUGGAAUAUUAUUGACUCGGUUAGAAUGGUUACUGCUCUCUCUCUCUCUCUGUCUCCUUUCAAUUAGCUGGCUUGAAACAGAGAGACUUCUCUGUUAAUAUACACGCGGGAAUACGUCGUCUUCUACUGCAACAUCUCUGUCCCGAAAUGUCAAAAUAAAAUCCAGAAGUCUUUACGCACAGUGUUCGGUAUUAUUCUACAAGUUUGGAGAUAAAUACGACUGCUAAUGCUCGGUAUCCAGAAUGACAGAUUGCCUAUUUGUAAAACAAAAACAGGAUUGUCCUUUCGAUUGCUUAAGCAAAGUGGUAUUUUUUUUUUUUUAAUUUUAGGAUUGGUCAUGAGGAAGUAACUUCUCUUGCUAAUGGGCCACUCAUUUAGAGCUUUGAUUGAUUGUUUUUUCUUUUCUAUAUAGAGAAAAUUGAGAAGUUGCUGUCAAAAAAGUUGCAUUAAAAAGCUUCAUUAUAAAAGCAACAACAAGCUGAUCAAUCAGAAACUUCAAAUCCAAGUUGUGUCUAAGAAAAUCACGCUAAUGUUCAUCAAAAGGAUAACUAUGCCGAACAUUUUGAAUCGACUAAACAAAAUAUUAUUCUUUUAAUUCGUAAUUCUGAAAGUGGCUGUUUUGCGGCAGUAUUUAACUCCUGAAAACUGACUAAAAAAACAUUAACCAAUGAACCCUUAUACUACAUAUUGUGUGAUAAGAUCGUAUGAAAAUGCUUCAGAGCCAAAUGCUUUUGCCACUUUAAACAAUACUACGCAAACAUCCCAAAAUGCACUUUCAUUUCCAGUGAGACAAAGAAUGAGUGCAGUAGCUGCAACAUAAAAUGAUAAUUGAAAAUAAUUCUUUUUUUUUAAGGAUGAAAUUUUAUCAUAAGUUAUUGAAAAUAUUAGAUGAGCUAGCAAUCACAAAGAACUCUCAAAAAAAAAAAAA
This is a messenger RNA of Dendrobium catenatum, 2675 nucleotides long. RefSeq names its product ethylene-responsive transcription factor WIN1. The record is from RefSeq and is a predicted model, not a curated record. Gene Ontology annotation, molecular function: DNA-binding transcription factor activity; DNA binding. Bases 691 to 1404 code for a protein of 237 amino acids. Gene Ontology annotation, biological process: regulation of DNA-templated transcription. Lineage: Eukaryota; Viridiplantae; Streptophyta; Magnoliopsida; Asparagales; Orchidaceae. The transcript has 2 exons.